This is a messenger RNA of Oryzias melastigma (Indian medaka), 2628 nucleotides long. RefSeq names its product haloacid dehalogenase like hydrolase domain containing 5 (gene hdhd5). Bases 190 to 1422 code for a protein of 410 amino acids. The record is from RefSeq and is a predicted model, not a curated record. Gene Ontology annotation, cellular component: mitochondrion. Lineage: Eukaryota; Metazoa; Chordata; Actinopteri; Beloniformes; Adrianichthyidae. The transcript has 8 exons. Gene Ontology annotation, biological process: glycerophospholipid biosynthetic process.
AAGUGGUUCUCUUCCGACGGAUGCCGGGGCGGGUCAACACGACACGAGGGGGCGCGCGGGUGCGGAGCGGCUGUCACCUCUGCUCAGGUCCUGACCCGGUUCCCGGUUCCUCUGCUGUCACACUCGGAAUCUCCGCGGUAAAACACGGCCGCUCGCGCGCGCGCCGUUUCCACGCACGUGCCUGAAGCCAUGCAGAGGUUUGGGUGUCUGAGGAUCUGCCGGCGGCUGCUGAGGUCCAGCUGUGAGGGGUCAGCGAACCCCCCCUGCAGGAGUUACAGCCCCGGCUGCGGCUCCUUUGGCCUUCUCUUCGACAUCGAUGGCGUUCUGGUCAGAGGCGGGACGCCUAUCCCCGCAGCCAAACGCAUCUUCAGGAACCUGGUGGACCGCAGGGGCCAGUACAAGGUUCCUGUGGUGUUCGUCACCAACGCCGGGAACUGCAUGAGGCAGGCCAAAGCGGAACAUCUGUCCCAUCUGCUGGAGGUGGAGGUGUCUCCAGACCAGGUGAUGCUGUCCCACAGUCCUUUGAGGGCAUUCUCCCAGUUCCACAAAAAGCACGUUCUGGUCUCAGGUCAGGGUCCUGUUGAGGAUGUGGCGCACAACUUGGGCUUUGAGGACAUCGUUACCAUAGAUAUGCUCAGAGAAGCGUACCCGGUCCUGGAUAUGGUGGACCAGAGCAGGCGGCCCAAGGACUCUAUUCCUCCCACUAGAGGCUUACGGCCAAUAGAAGCCAUUGUUUUGUUCGGAGAGCCAAUCCGGUGGGAGACCAAUCUCCAACUUAUCGUUGACGUUCUUCUGACAAACGGAGACCCAGACCGACCCUGGAGUACGGCCCAGCAUCCCCACAUCCCGGUUCUGGCCUGCAACAUGGACCUGCUGUGGAUGGCGGAGGCGAAGAACCCGAGGUUUGGCCACGGCAUGUUCCUGGUGUGCUUGGAGAACCUGUACCAGAAGGUCACGGGCCGCGAGCUGAAGUACGAAGCGCUGAUCGGUAAACCCAGCGUGGUGACCUACAACUACGCCGAGCUCCUGAUCCGACAGCAGGCUAAGAAGCUUGGAUGGAGCGGACCGGUGAAGAGGCUGUAUGCCAUAGGGGAUAACCCCAUGUCUGAUGUUUACGGUGCCAACCUCUACGAUCAGUACCUUCAGGCCCACCGCCACGCCAAAGCUGCAAACGCCCGGACUCCGACAGAAGUGGGCGGAGCUGUGGAUGGGUCAGAAGUGGAGCUCCCUGAGGGCUGCAGCUCCAUCCUGGUCUGCACAGGAGUGUACAGCAGAGACCAGCAGGAGGCGCCCUCCGACGUCUUCCACGGUCACCGGGACUUCAGCUUCGACCCGGGCCUCCUGCGGCCGUCCUUCGUGGUCCACGACGUGAAGGAGGCGCUGGAGCUGGUGUUCCAGCGGGAGGGCCGGCCGCUGGAGUAGCCUCACAGGAGCAAACCCAGAAGGCCUCUGAUGUUUACCAGAGCAGAGAACCUGUCGCAACGAGCAGUUUUAGCCCAAAAAUAUAGAAAUCAGGAAUAAGUCAUAUUCAAAUGAAGAACUUUAUUAUUUUUUUAACUCACAGAGGGGAAUCCUAACUCAGAUUUGUAACAAACAUUAGCUUGCAGUCAGAUGUUUAAACUAAGAAAAUGCCCAGAAGAUGUUAAAAAAGGCACAAAGUUUCCCUGCGGAGGUGAAGAUGGAUAUCUGGUAUUAUAACAGUCUGUGAGGCUUUACGGAUGGCAUUCAUGAAACUUCUGAAGAGAAGAAAAUUCGGUUUACUUCAUUCAAAGAGCAAUCCGUGCAAUAUGAGGCACUUUAUUGUGAAGGGACAGAAGCGUGAAAAAAGAGUGAAAAAUUCUGAAAGCCUGUAAAAGUUGUAGGUCUAAUAAAAGAACUUCCAUGUGGAGAGAUCUCCACUGCAGUUAUGUUCAGCAACAGUCAGGAAUAUUAACAAAAAGCACUCAAGCUUUUCAAAAUAAAAGCUUAAAUACUGUUUUCCACUCUCCUCAGCUUGCUCUGCACCCACACUUUUUGUCUGGUGGGGGGCUGACAUGGAUGGGGAGGGUGCUGCCCUUUAACGGCAGGGCGCUCUGCGGGGCGUCCUCCGCCGCCAUGGCGGCGCCAUUGCGAGCCAUGAGCUCCCGAGCCAUCAGGAUGAAGGCGGCCUCCACGUUCUGGGCCUCCAUGGCGGAAGUUUCCAGAGCCGCCAGCACGCUGUUGUUCUCCGCCAGCGUGCACGCGUCCUCAAACAGCACCUGUCGCUUCAGGUGCAGGUCCGACUUGUUCCCUGCAGCACGGCAAAAAAUUGCACUUUUUACUGAGUCAGCAGAAUGCAAAAGAUUAAAUCUUUCACCUUAUGUUUGUGAACACGCGUGUGCACAUUUAUGGAAAAACUAACUAAAACAAAAGAAAAAAAGUGAGUAAAACUCUUCAUUUUCUCAGGUUUGCUUUUAAUAUUUUCUCUAGAUCUUUGAUGUUUUUUACUCUAGAAAAUGAUCACGUUUUUAACGUUUGCGAUGAGUUCCUGCAGAGAUGUGCCUCAAUUUUUAACUGUUCUAUAAAAAACGUCCUUAAAGAUGAUAUACUCUGGAUUCCAUCUCAGUUUGAGUGUUUUAGGGCAGAAAUGCUGGAAAUGUCUGCAAACGU